Rhagoletis zephyria (snowberry fruit fly) is the source of this 623-nucleotide messenger RNA. RefSeq names its product locomotion-related protein Hikaru genki-like. The record is from RefSeq and is a predicted model, not a curated record. Lineage: Eukaryota; Metazoa; Arthropoda; Insecta; Diptera; Tephritidae.
CUCACUGUCGGCGCUUUGGUCACAUUCAGCUGCAACGAGGGACACACGCUGAUCGGCGAGCCAAGCAUCAUAUGCACAGAGACUGGACUCUGGUCGCAUUCGCCACCAUUUUGUCAAUCACAAUGUCCCUACCCCGGCGAUCCACCAAAUGGUCUAAUAGCGCCGCUCAAAUUCAAUUAUGAUUCCGGCGAUUACCUGAGCGUUCAAUGUCGUCCAGGCUUUGUGCAGUACAGUGAGAAUGGUCCGCCCGAACGUCCGAAAUGUCAACCGGAUGGUAAUUGGUCCGGUCCGGUGCCCAAAUGUCGCAGCUAUGAGGAAGUGUAGCUAAUCAAAAUGGCGGACAUGAUGAUGCCGGAAUCAUCUGAUGAGUCCACGCAACUACAAUAUCAGCGUGAAUAAAAACAACAACAACAACAAGAAGAAAAUUGGCUACGGUAUUAGCAGCGCAUAUCUAUGUACAUCAAAUGUAGAUAAUACGUACAUAUGUAUGUAUGAGUAUGCAGUUAAAUGAAGCGUAUAAAAGUCGGACUAUAUAGGCAAAACAGCAACAACAACAACAACCACAACAAAUAUUUAUGGUCAUAAUUUCAGAUUUGUAUGUAGAAAAAGCGAUAAAAAAAAAA